UGGCGUCGCGCAGCGAUGACGCGCCGGGGUGGGCGACGACGCGCCGCGCUGGGAGUCGGGGCCGGACAUGGCGGCGGGGCCCGGCCCGCGGGAAGAUGAAUAAGGGCUGGCUGGAGCUGGAGAGCGAUCCCGGUCUCUUCACACUCCUGGUUGAAGAUUUUGGGGUCAAGGGAGUGCAGGUUGAAGAGAUUUAUGAUCUGCAGAGCAAAUGCCAAGGCCCUGUCUAUGGGUUCAUCUUCCUGUUCAAGUGGAUUGAGGAGCGCAGGUCACGCCGGAAGGUCUCUACCCUGGUGGAUGAGACAUCGGUGAUCGACGAUGACAUCGUCAAUAACAUGUUCUUUGCUCACCAGCUGAUCCCCAAUUCCUGUGCCACCCAUGCCCUGCUGAGCGUCCUCCUGAACUGCAACAAUGUCGACCUGGGCCCCACGCUGAGCCGCAUGAAGGAUUUCACCAAAGGAUUUAGCCCUGAGAGCAAAGGCUAUGCCAUCGGCAAUGCCCCAGAGCUGGCCAAGGCCCACAACAGCCAUGCCAGGCCGGAGCCACGGCACCUGCCAGAGAAGCAGAAUGGAAUCAGUGCUGUGCGAACCAUGGAGGCUUUUCACUUUGUUAGUUAUGUCCCCAUCAAGGGACGGCUGUUUGAGCUGGAUGGGCUGAAGGUCUAUCCCAUUGACCAUGGGCCGUGGGCUGAUGAUGAGGAAUGGACAGACAAAGCCAGGAGAGUAAUCAUGGAACGCAUCGGCCUGGCCACUGCAGGGGAGCCCUACCAUGACAUCCGCUUCAACCUGAUGGCCGUGGUGCCUGAUCGGAGGAUGAAGUACGAGUCCAAACUCCACAUCCUGAAGAUGAACCGCCAGACUGUGCUGGAGGCCUUGCAGCAGCUUAUCCGAGUAACUCAGCCUGAGCUGAUCCAGACCCAGAAAUCUCAGGACUCCCAGCCUCCUGAAGAGGUGAAGCCAGCCAGCAGCAAGACUGUGACCCUAGAGAGCACCCAUACAGAUGGCACCGAUGAGCCUGCCACCCAGGGCCACCUUGCGGCCAUGCAGAGCCCACCCACCAAAUCCAAACCAGUGGCAAAGGCAUCAGCGAGCAGCAUCAAUGGAGCACCUCCAGGAAACCCCAACCCCAUCGUGCAGAGGUUGCCAGCCUUCCUGGACAACCACAACUAUGCCAAGUCCCCCAUGCAGGAGGAGGAGGACCUUGCAGCAGGAGUGGGUCGCAGCCGGGUCCCAGUCCGACAGCACCAGCAGUACUCUGACGAUGAGGAUGACUACGAUGAUGAUGAGGAGGAGGAAGUUCGUAACACCAACUCGGCCAUCAGGUACAAAAGGAAAGGGCAGGUGAAGCAGGAGCACAUGGCAGGGGCUGUGGAUGGCCAGCUCUCCGUCCUCCAGCCCAACACCAUCAACGUCCUGGCUGAGAAGCUGAAGGAGUCUCAGAAGGAUCUUUCCAUUCCCCUGUCCAUCAAGACCACCAGCGGGGGUACUGCUGUGGCAGUGGUCACCCACUCCCAGCCCUCUCCUACCCCCAGCAACGAGAGCACAGACACGGCCUCCGAGAUCGGCAGCGCCUUCAACUCCCCGCUGCGCUCCCCCAUCCGCUCGGCCAACCCCACGCGCCCCUCCAGCCCCGUCACCUCCCACAUCUCCAAGGUGCUCUUUGGCGAGGAGGAUGGGCUGCUGCGGGUGGACUGCAUGCGCUACAACCGCGCCGUCAGAGACCUGGGGCCUGUCAUCAGCACUGGGCUGCUGCACCUCACAGAGGACGGCGUGUUCUGCCCGCUGGCUGUCGCAGACGGGGGGAAAAGCUCCCCACCUUCCAUCAAACCUGGUGAUGAGGCCCCGAUCGCAAUCAAACUGGACGAGAAGGAGGGCAGUGAGGCCAGUGACAGCAAAGAGAAGGUGGGACUUGGCAGGACCAGUGAUCACCCUGGGGGGGAAAAGUAUUCUCCCAAGGAGCUGCUGGCACUGCUCAAGUGUGUGGAGGCAGAGAUUGCAAACUAUGAGGCCUGCCUGAAGGAAGAGGUGGAGAAGAGGAAGAAGUUCAAGAUUGAUGACCAGAGGAGAACCCACAACUAUGAUGAGUUCAUCUGUACCUUCAUCUCCAUGCUGGCCCAGGAAGGUAUGCUGGCAAGCCUGGUGGAGCAGAACAUCUCCGUGCGCCGGCGGCAGGGGGUCAGCAUUGGCCGCCUGCACAAGCAGAGGAAGCCGGACCGACGGAAACGCUCUCGCCCCUAUAAAGCCAAGCGCCAGUAGCUGGGGAGCCAGGACUGGGAGCAGCAGCAGCUGGGCUGCUGGCUUUGGGCAGUGGCACUUGGAUCGACAUUCCCUCUGCCCAAGGAAUGGGACCACAGCGACAACGAGCCCUCGGCCGAGGUGGAGCCUGGGGCCAGGGAGAAACCGGCUUUUCCUCUGAGCCCAAGUUGUGAAGGGCAGGAACACACAGUCCUGAGGGGAGGCCCUGCAGCCACCAGCCAGCCAGAGCACACAGCUCCCUGACCGUGCCACGGCAGCACCCACACGCCCUGGGCCUGUGUCUCGGCGCCG
This is a messenger RNA of Neopsephotus bourkii (Bourke's parrot), 2543 nucleotides long. It is a transcript of the gene BAP1, whose product is annotated as BRCA1 associated protein 1. Gene Ontology annotation, molecular function: cysteine-type deubiquitinase activity. The transcript is spliced from 17 exons. The record is from RefSeq and is a predicted model, not a curated record. Gene Ontology annotation, cellular component: cytoplasm. Gene Ontology annotation, biological process: protein deubiquitination; ubiquitin-dependent protein catabolic process. Lineage: Eukaryota; Metazoa; Chordata; Aves; Psittaciformes; Psittacidae. The coding region runs from base 96 to 2252 and encodes 718 amino acids.